Molecule: messenger RNA, 1465 nt
Organism: Acanthochromis polyacanthus (spiny chromis)
Lineage: Eukaryota; Metazoa; Chordata; Actinopteri; Pomacentridae
Exons: 4
Coding region: 184-1194 (336 amino acids)
Source: RefSeq, a predicted model, not a curated record
UCUUUUCACAAAAAUGACGUUACAAGUGGGUCGGAAGUUUUUGUUUUUGUUUCCUGUGACGGAGGGGAAUUUAAAACGGCAACACACAUACCGGAAAAGGAGGUUACAUCCGGAGACACUUUGAGUGCGGAAGUCUUUUCCCCUAAGGGCACUUCAUGAAAAGACUGAAACGUAAGACGGAGAAUGGAAAAAAUGGAACACCAAGACCACGCGUACACCAAUAUCCCUCAAGGCAGACCCUCCUCUGUGGAAUUCACUUAUAAAAUGACUAACAAGGAAAUUGAAGACUUAGUGAAGCUGAGGGUUUCCAAUAAAUACCUUUUCUCUGGAAAGAGAAAUUCUUCCAAGUGGGCAUGGAGAGCCAUCCUGAAACAUAUGGGCUUGCAGCAUAAGAUGACACAUUGUCAAGCAUCUAAAAAGUGGGAAAACAUGAAAAAGAGAUACAAGGAGCUAAAGAGUCCUCCAGAAGGGGUGAAAGUGUUCCCUGAAACGUGGCCUUUUUUCUCCCUGAUGGAUGAUGCUAUGGAGGGUCGUCUGGAGGGCAACGCCCCCAUCCUUAAGGCUUACUCCAGCGAUAACAACAAAGGGGACUUCUUACCCAUACCCAAGCCCAAAAAGAGGAAGGUAUCCACCAUGGAAGUAUCCUCUGCUUCUGCUGCUGAUGAGCCUGAGAUAGAGGUUUCAGUAAAUGGAAACGUGAAGUGGGAGCAAGUGGUAGUGCAGCAGGGAGACCUGGAGGUAGACCGUAUCGUGCAGGUGGAGGCGGUGGAGGACAAGAAGAUUUAUAAGGACAGUGAACAACGGGUGAAGGAAAGGGAGACAGAGGUGAUGGAAAGGGAGCGUCUGGUGCUGCAGAGAGAGAGAGCGGUGCUGGAGAGAGAGAUUGCUGUUCUGGACCGAGACCGGGCCUUACUGGAGAGAGAGAGGGCAACGAUAGAGAGAGAGCGAGCGACAAUGGAGAGAGAGAAGGCAGUGAUGGAGAGGGAGAGGGCAAUGGUGGAGAAGGACAGAGAUACUGUGUGCAGGGAUCAGCUGGCUCUGCAUCAAGAGAAAGCAAAACUGAAGAGAAUAUCUGCAGCAACAGAAAGUACCGAGGAGGUUGCAGAAGACAACAGUGAGGUUAAAGAGUCAGACACCACAGACAGGAAAGAACGAUUCUUAGUAUUGUUUGAAAAACUUGUUAAAAAUUUGUAAAAAAAAAAAAAAAAAAAAAAAAGCAACUGCACUCAGCUAUGCAUUUUGUUGAACACUAAAUUUAAAAAAAACAUUUAUUUUUGCUAAAUUAUUGAAUGUCUUUUGCACAAACUGUCCCUAAAGAAACACUUCUCUGUUUGCAUAAAUACAUUUUUGGACAGUUUUUACCUUGACUGUGUCUUCAUAUAAUUGAAAAUCCAUGAUACACUUCACCUACAAGUUAGCAAUGAAACGUUGAGCCACUCCAAGUUUGGAGAGGUCUUCAAAACGA